GCUUUGACGAAAUGAUUAGGUCAUUGUAUCUGAAACGGAGGUACUCUCAGCUGGUAUAUCCUAUUAAACAAGUCCAAACCACCCGUCUGCAAAAACUGCUCGUUCGGAACUUGGCCACCGUUAUAAACCGUCAAACAUAUAUAAUUCCCGAACCAAAAAACUGCUCACAAAUCACGCCGUCCUAUGCAAAAUUAGUUGAAAACCUAUCUGUUGUUCAACGAGCUUUGGGUGGUCAGCCUUUGACCCUAGCCGAAAAGAUUUUAUACGCGCAUUUAUGUAACCCGCAUGAAAUUGAUAAGAUUGUUAGAGGAGAAACUUAUCUAAAAUUGAAACCCGAUCGUGUUGCCAUGCAAGAUGCUUCAGCUCAGAUGGCAAUUCUACAAUUCAUGCUUUCUGGAAUGUCAAACACUGCUGUUCCGUCCUCAAUUCAUUGCGAUCAUUUGAUCGAAGCAUUUGAGGGUGCUGAUAAAGAUGUUAAGACUGCAGAAAUUAAGAACAAAGAAAUUUUUAAUUUCUUACAAAGUUCGGCUGAAAAAUAUGGAAUUGAAUUUUGGAAGCCUG
Molecule: messenger RNA, 561 nt
Organism: Acaulospora morrowiae
Lineage: Eukaryota; Fungi; Glomeromycota; Glomeromycetes; Diversisporales; Acaulosporaceae
Source: the annotation of a GenBank genome assembly